GUCGCUGCAGCCGCGGCGUCUUGGCCGGCCUGGUCCCUCCUCGCGCAGCCGCCGCUGUGCCGGCGGGCGCCAUGGAGGACGCGAGCGCGGGCCUGAACGCGGACGCGGAGGUGCGGAAGCUGCAGGAGCUGGUGAAGAAGCUGGAGAAGCAGAACGAGCAGCUCCGCAGCCGCCACGGCGCCCUGCCCGCCGCCCCCAAGCGCCCCCCGAGCGCCGGGCCCUCGCCGCCCCCCGCCGCCUCCCCGCCCGGCGGGCGCUGCCUUAGCCCGCGGGCCCGGCGGCCCAGCCCCGGCGGCGAGGAGGACGGCGGGCUGGGCGGUGCGGCGGCGCUGGGGCCCGAGGAGCUGGAGGGCAGCGACGAGGACGACACUGGCUGGUUAUAUACGUCCCCAAAGAAGAAACUGACUCCAGUGCAAAAAUGUGUCAGUCCAUUAGUUUGGUGCAUGCAGGUGUUGGAUUACCCAAGUCCUGACAUUGAAUGUGCUAAAAAGUCAUUGAUCCACAGGCUGGAACAGACAGUGUUGGCCCUCAAGAGACAGAGUUUGUACAGCAGCCCUUUCAGUGCAGUCAGUUAUGCGAGCUCCUAUAGUCCAAACACUAGUAGCCCCUACAGCAGUGGUUUCAACUCUCCCUCCUCAACACCAGUGAAAUCUGCUUUAGUGAAACAGCUUAUACCUCCUGGUACCUCAGGUCAUCUUAAAAGUUCAGCAGACAGAAAUCCUCCGCUAAGUCCACAGUCCUCUCUUGACAGUGAAUUAAGUGCAUCGGAGAUGGAUGAAGACUCUACUGGGUCUAAUUACAUUAAGCUAAAUGAUGUUACAGAUGUGCAAAUUGUAGCACGAAUGCAGGAAGAAAGCCUCCGGCAAGAGUAUGCAGCAACUGCUUCUCGGCGUAGUUCUGGUUCUUCUUGCAAUUCUACAAGGCGAGGCACAUUCAGUGAUCAAGAGCUUGAUGCGCAGAGUUUAGAAGAUGAAGAAGAUGGCACACAUCAUGCAGUGCACCCUGCUGUUAACAGAUUCUCACCGUCACCUCGCAGUUCUCCCUGGCCUUCACCAAAACAAUCUCCAAGGAAUUCACCUCGCUCCCGAUCACCUGCUCGAAGUAUAGAAUACAGUAGAGCGUCGCCCCAACCAAUGAUUAGCCGUUUACAGCAACCUCGUCUUUCGCUUCAAGGCCAUCCUACAGAUCUACAGACUAGUAAUGUCAAAAGUGAAGAAAAACUAAGGCGUAGUCUUCCAAACCUGUCCAGGACUUCUAGCAUCCAAGCUGAGUCUGUGAAAAACAGCAGAAGUGACUCAAACUUCCAAGUGCCAAAUGGAGGAAUACCUCGCAUUCAGCCUCAAGCCUCAGCCACUCUGCAAAGGCAGAAAAAUUUGCCUCGUGCUGCCUUCAAAACCAAACAGUUUCUUCAAACUCCAUCUACAAAAGGAGUACCUUCUUCAAGUAAAUUCCGCUCACCUGCAGCCCCAUCUCCUCUAGCUCUCCGACAACCAUUGAAAGCAUUUAGUAACCAUGGACCCAGUUCUGUUGCUUCUCCAGAAGCCACACAGCUAAUACACAGUAGUUCUUCACCGGGGCCUCUUGCAGCCCAGAGUUCAGGCUUGCCAAGCCCUGCCAGCAGUAUUAACAGCACUACGCUUACCAGACCAGCAGGGACAGCAGGGAUGAGGAGUGGUUUGCCCAGACCCAGUGCCCCUUCUACAGGGGGCAUCCCAGUGCCUCGUAGCAAACUUGCACAGCCUGUUCGCAGAUCAUUACCCGCUCCCAAAACCUAUGGCAACGUGAAAGAUGAGAGUUGGAAAGAUGGCUGCUACUGACCUGCAAAACUUAAUGCAGAGUUCCAGUGCUCAUGGAUGCUUCCUCACCGGGCUAAAAGACAGCUUGAUUAUACAAACUGUUCAGAUGUGACUUUUGGGAUUUGUAAAAAUUCCAGAUCUUUCUCUGUCUCUAAUUAGCACAAACUGGCAGAGAAUAUAAAGCAGCACUUUAAUGACAUCUAACAUCAGAUGUUUGGUGGUCAUACAAUCACUUCUACGUUAAGUUGCUAUCAGUUCUGGGUUUUUUUUCUUAUUUGCUGAAGAUGUAUCAAUAUGAGCAUUUAUGACAGUGGCCAAUGUCUGGGCAAAAACCUAACGAAUGCCAAAGAAAUACCCAUCUUGAAAAACAGGAAGUGUAACAGUCAACUUCCAUUGUCCAAAACUUCAUUUUCAGCCUGUUGUAAUUCAGCAGAAAGAUUGGUGAAUUUGUGCUAUUGAAACAAGACUGCAUUGAUCAGAGUUAAUAUUCUGAUUGCAGACUGCUACAGUGCUAGCAAAACCUUGCUUUUAACAAUUGUGUGAUUCUCAUUGGGGAAAGUGGUACGCACAUCAUUCAGAAAGAAUCAAGAAUUACUCUGGAGGUUUAGGCAGAACAAUAAGUAGUAGCCAUGGCUUUUUUUAACAUUAAAGGUUUGAAUGUAGCAGACACAUACAAAUGCAAUAGUAUAGAUUACAUCUUUCCUAUGUUGAUUUAUCAGCUUUACAUGCUCUUAUAUGUUUGAUUGCCAAAAGGGCUUAGUAUCAGUUAUACAAUCUUUCUAACCUUAAAGUUCCUGGCUCAGGAAAGAUGGCCUUUGCUAUUGUAGCCACAUUUUUAACACAUGGCUUGCUAUUUGGGGAAAACUUUUUUUAUAGCAGGUUUCCUUAAAAAGGAAAGAGCAAGUAGUAACGUUAAUCUGUUCUAAUACCAUACCACUAUGCUUGCAGCCUGGAGCAACUGUAAAUGCUGAUAGUUAAAGAGAAGGAAACACAACUAUGCACUUGUAACAUAAAAAUUUUAAGGUAAUGAGUUGACUCUUGAUGCCAAAUGAUAUUCAUUUAGGUGAUGUUCCAUGGUAUGAGGGAGUUUUCUGUAUCCUAUUUUUUUACUUUCAUCCAUUUCUUAAAUUGGUUUAUUUUAAAUUGUAAAUAUUUUUACAGAAGAUAUUUCCCAUGUAAGUGUGUUUAAAUAUGUACCUUGCCUUACAUAUGUGUAUCUUACAUUACUGGUAACAGAGUAUGAAACCUGCUAUGUCUGUUUACAAGCUAUGAAAUUCCUCUGGUGGCUCUGAUUAUUCUAACAUGUUUUGCUGAGAGCAAUUCAUUCUUAUAAUAUAAAAGAUAUCAUGCAGACAUUUGUAAGUAAAAUUAUAUUGUGGGGGACUAGUUAUAUGGAAAGGAUUUUGUUUGAAGCUUUUUCAGUAUAUUGGAUGUACAGUUGAUGAAGUAAGAGAAUGUGAAUGGUUUAUCCUUUGUGCAUUGACUGAUGAACACUACAACUUGGAUUGGAUGGUAGGUAGCCUUCAACCCCUUUAGUAUCUGAAUUUUGAACUGCUGGUGUAUUUUAACACCCACCACUAAGAGGAUAACUAACCCUGAAAUUCUAGCACUUGAAUUUUAGGCCAUCAUUAACAUAUUCCUGGAUGAAAAGCCAUGCAAUACUACUUGACUUGGAAAAAGCCAAAUAGGAAGGAGUGGAGACUAAUUUGCAGCUCUGAUUGUUCAGCCUUUGGGUGGAUAAAUGAUUUGACACUGUAGACCAAUAUCUGUGCUGACACUUUGAAGUCAGGGUAUCAAAGAUACUGUAAUUCAGAAAUAUUUCAGCAGGGGUAAAGAAACUACCUGGCACCAAUAGACCAGUACAUACGAGUAAUCUAGCUUUGUGUCAUUCACUGGCACAGAUAAUGGGUGUCAGUUAGUAUCUCAUGUCACUAUUGAGCAGAAGAGAGAACUAGAUCAAAUGCACAUACUCUCAGUAAAGCCUGAAUAUCAACAUUUCAGCAUUUAACAAAACAAUGCUGCAGACAGUCUUCAUAAAAAAGUGGAUUUUAAUUGGUGAAUUUCACAAAACAUUUGAUCGACUUUUAAAUCAAAAGUCAGUUUAGAUGAUGAUAAUGGGGGGCUUGUCGUGGCUGCAUCACAUGUGUGUAUGUUUCCUUAAGUUAAGUAAUUCAUCACUUGAAUAAGUCCUCCCCCUAAAAUA
Messenger RNA from Cuculus canorus (common cuckoo), 3999 nucleotides. It is a transcript of the gene SLAIN2, whose product is annotated as SLAIN motif family member 2. The record is from RefSeq and is a predicted model, not a curated record. NCBI's taxonomy places the organism in Eukaryota, Metazoa, Chordata, Aves, Cuculiformes, Cuculidae. The transcript is spliced from 9 exons. Bases 72 to 1817 code for a protein of 581 amino acids. Gene Ontology annotation, cellular component: microtubule plus-end. Gene Ontology annotation, biological process: positive regulation of microtubule polymerization; cytoplasmic microtubule organization; microtubule nucleation.